AGGCGGCGCGCAGGUGGAGGCGGAGAGGAUAGAGAGAGGAAGCGGCUCGGCGAGGACGCGCGCGACACGGCCGCGGACGUUCAACACGCGCGCGCCCUUCACUGAGGAGCGAAGUGUUCUUCUUUUUCUUCUGGUUGACGCUUUCUGUUGCGGUGAUCGGAAACCACACCGGCGCGAAUUUGGCGCAGUUGUAGCCCCGUUUUGCGCCCCUCGGCCCUCCACCGAACGCCCCCCCCCUCCCCUCCCCCCCUCGUCCAUGACAAAAGUUUGACUGUUAAAGAAUGAUGCUCUGCUUCAAUGCGGUGGAUUCCGGCGUCAGCCUCGGUGACCAGUCAGCGCUCGAGAAAUAGCCGCGACUCUUUCGGUCCUCAUUCCGCUGCCGAGUCCAACUAACACGGGGCUUUUUGUUCUUGCGCAUCGUCGCCUGCCCCGGGAUUGCAUCCGUUGUAAUUUAUGUCGCACUCCAUAAUGGACUUCCUCGGACUGUACUUCUUGCAGCUGGCGCUGAUCGGAGUCCCGCGCAUGGCGCUCUCUGCAGGCGGGAGGGACUGCCUGCGCGCGGGAGACACCUGCUCCAGCGACGACGCCUGCAGCCCGCGCCUGCGCACCCUCCGGCAGUGCGUGGCCGGGGACGGCAGCGUGAAGCUGGGCCCCGGGGCCAGGAACCAGUGCGAGAACGCCAUGACGGCGCUGCUGUCCUCGCCGCUGCACGGCUGCCAGUGCAAGCGAGGCAUGAAGAAGGAGAAGAACUGCCUGAGCAUCUACUGGAGCCUGCAGCAGUCGGUGCUGCACGGCCUCAGCCUGGUGGAGGACUUCCCCUACGAGCCGGAGGAGAGGGGCUCCGACUACGUGCGCCUGGCCUCCAUCGCUGCAGAGUCCGAAGUGACGACGGUGAACCGCUGCCUGGACGCCGCCAAGGCGUGCAACAUCGACGAGACGUGCCAGAAGCUGCGCACGGAGUACGUGUCGUCCUGCAUCCAGCCGUCGGCCCGCUCCGGCCCGUGCAACCGGCCCAAGUGCAGCAAGGCGCUGCGGAAGUUCUUCGACCGCGUCCCCCCCGACUACACCCACGAGCUGCUGUUCUGCCCCUGCACCGACACGGCGUGCUCGGAGCGCCGCCGCCAGACCAUCGUGCCGUCCUGCUCCUACGAGGACAAGGAGAAGCCCAACUGCCUGGCCCAGCUGCGCGUGUGCAAGGCGGACUACGUGUGCAGGUCUCGCUGGGCGCAGUUCCAGUACGACUGCCAGCCUUCGGAGGCGAGCGCCAGCGGCUGCAAGCAGGACAACUACGCGGCGUGUCUGCUGGCGUACACCGGCCUGAUCGGAAGCACAAUAACUCCCAACUACCUUGACAACUCCACGUCCAACGUGGGACCCUGGUGCUCCUGCGCAGCCAGCGGCAACCACAGGGAGCAAUGCAGCGACUUCCUGACCUCCUUCCACGACAACGUCUGCCUGAGAAACUCCAUCCAGGCCUUCGGGAACGGAUCGGAGAAGCCGGGCGCCGGCCAGCCCGGGACGCCCAGCCCGGCGCCGGGCAACCACAGCCCGCACCCUGCGACCCCCACCCCCCCGGGCGUCUCCAUGGAAACGGAGCAGAGCAUUCUGAGGACACAGAUACCUACUCAGGUGAGGCGGCGCGGAAGAGAGGAAUCGCGACGGAGACGGCCUCGCUCAGAAUUUGGGUCACAGCGCUCGCGAUGGCUGGGGGCGUUUGUUUUAUUCUGCAGGGACCAGCGAGACGGGAGGGAUUUACAUUGUCUGCAUAAUUCAGACGGCGUCCGUCCCAAAAGCGCCGAGACGAGGAGAACUGAGGACGUUUCGUGCACAAAAUAGUGUGAGGCGCUCGUUAUGGAGCCCUGAUGCGAGUGAAAGAAAUCCCAGAAUGCACCUGUUCAGGGAUUAAAAGUCCAUCAUGUUUCUCCUCACUUGUCAGUCAGAGCUAAACAAUAAUGAUCCACAACUAAAUGUCAAUGUUUCUCCUCAUUAGACCUCGACUGACAUGGAUUUUUGGAGGGCCAAAUAUAUUUAAGAUAGUUAAACAACCCAAAAACAACAAUUAUUCUUGAUUGUCCUUUUAAUCAAUCUUAUUGAUCCCAGAUCACUGCAGGAUUCAGAAGACGAAGCGGCGCAUAAAACAAACAAAAAAGCUUAUUGAAAAUAAAAUCAUGAAGUCACGUAAAAGAAGCAGCAACGUUGGAUUACGGAAAUGUUUUUAGUGUAAACAUCACAACGAUUAAACUGUUGAACAUUUUAAUGUGGACACACGGCUUUGCAUCAAGUUCAGUGUUUAACAUCUUAAUAAUGGGAAGGAAUAAGGAUUAAUAAUAAUAAUACGAUCUAUUGGCUCCUGAUGGGAAGCCUCUGUGUACACACACACACACACACAC
Pungitius pungitius (ninespine stickleback) is the source of this 2390-nucleotide messenger RNA. It is a transcript of the gene gfra4a, whose product is annotated as GDNF family receptor alpha 4a. NCBI's taxonomy places the organism in Eukaryota, Metazoa, Chordata, Actinopteri, Perciformes, Gasterosteidae. Gene Ontology annotation, cellular component: external side of plasma membrane; signaling receptor complex. The record is from RefSeq and is a predicted model, not a curated record. Gene Ontology annotation, molecular function: signaling receptor activity. Gene Ontology annotation, biological process: nervous system development.